Molecule: messenger RNA, 855 nt
Organism: Vigna radiata var. radiata (mung bean)
Lineage: Eukaryota; Viridiplantae; Streptophyta; Magnoliopsida; Fabales; Fabaceae
Exons: 5
Coding region: 99-638 (179 amino acids)
Source: RefSeq, a predicted model, not a curated record
GCGUGGUACAAAACAUAAAAUAUGCAUUGCUUAAACCCUAGAAAGAGUUUCUGAUUCGAUUUCAAAGGAGAAAGAGAGAGAUUCUCAGAGGAGCAUCGAUGUCGGACAGAGAAGACAACGAUUCCGACGCCCCUGAGGAAUUCACAACAGAACAGGGUUUACGGCAAGACGAAGAGAUUCAAAGGGUUCAAAGAGAAAACAAAUCCAGGGUUGUACGCGAAGCAAAAGAGCGUAGGAGGAAAUGGGCCCAAAACAUAACUCCUAGACCAUCUAAAGCUGGUAAAAAAUCUCAAAUUGUAAUAGACUCUGAACCUCAGCAAAAACCGAAAGCAGCCGAUGGAUUUCUCCCCGAGGACAUCGUCCAAAUGCUUGCAGCACGUGAGAAUCAUGUUUCAUUUUCUGACACUAAGGAGGAGAAAGAUGAAAAAAAGUCUACCACUUCAAGGAAGAGAAAAUCAAGGAAGUCAGGUUUGAAACCUGUUAUUUUGAGCAAAAUAGGUCCUCCUCAAUGCUCAAACAGUGCCCUGGAGUUCUUGAAAGAAAGGAAAAUGUCAGUUCGAAGAUCGUCUUCAGUUUUGAACAAUUCCAAGCGAGCACUCAGUCUUCUUUCUCGUUCAGGGGUUCUUGGCAGGAAAUGACAAUGUUCAUUGAUUUGUCUAAAUUUUUGGCCAGUGAGGUUAUUGUUGCAAUAUUUACUUUUAAGCUAUCAUGAUUAGUGCUGCUGUUGGUCCACCCUACUGAGUUGUAAUCUAUAGAUAUUCUAAUUUGUUUGGAUUAUAAGUGAGAUACAAACGAAAAAUAGGAAAGGCAAAAUGAAAUCGAAGUUGAGUAAAAAAUUAUUUUAUUGUACAAAAA